Tigriopus californicus is the source of this 2308-nucleotide messenger RNA. RefSeq names its product zinc finger protein 33A-like. Gene Ontology annotation, biological process: regulation of transcription by RNA polymerase II. Gene Ontology annotation, molecular function: DNA-binding transcription factor activity, RNA polymerase II-specific; RNA polymerase II transcription regulatory region sequence-specific DNA binding. NCBI's taxonomy places the organism in Eukaryota, Metazoa, Arthropoda, Copepoda, Harpacticoida, Harpacticidae. The coding region runs from base 94 to 2013 and encodes 639 amino acids. Gene Ontology annotation, cellular component: nucleus. The transcript has 2 exons. The record is from RefSeq and is a predicted model, not a curated record.
UCAAAACAGCCUAGUAUCAAUAAAACCACCGAGGUUUUCGUAUAACUUGCACCAUUUUUAAGUGACCCACCGCCUUUCACGUCGUCUUAUAGUAUGGAUCUGGCAUCCAAGCUCUUUCAAAGGCUCCAAUCCUUGGAUAAUUCCUUACACUUGCUUCAUUUGGUGGUCCAGAACUGGAUCGUUUUUCAACGAGACUCGUUUGACAUUUUUGACGAUUAUGGGGAUCCAUUCACGACUCAAAUCUUCUUGAUCGAAAUAUCCACCGGAAAAUACAUCCAUAGAGUGCAAGGCAGUAAAGUGGAUUGUGGGGCCACAUUGGACGAUAAUCUUCUAUUUUCCAAAUUAACUGAAGCCUUCGUGGACUCCAAAGUGUGUCAAGGGUUUUCAUUGAAAUCUAAGAGCGGAAGCCAACCUGAUAGUUUGCUCAUCCAAGAGUUUCCUUUUAAGCGAAAAGUAGCCCAAAAUUGUCAGUACUUAUUUGAGCCAGCUUUGAAGACCAGUGCUCUAAAUCAUGAGCAAGGGUUCAGGUGGGUGUGUCCUGUUUGUGAGGAAGCGUGUGAAAAUGGUCAAGAAAACGGUGAAGAUGCUGACAUGGAUUCGAUUGAAGUGAACCCAUUGAAAUUGGAAGCAGUCUUGAGUGAAGAAAUCGAUCUUUUUUCAUUUGUUGAGGUUGACGAGCAUAACAAUGAUGGAGUAGGUGUGAAGGAACAUGAGCAAGAUUCAACCAACCCAAUUGCCAAGAAACCAACCAUCGAUGACGAUAGCGAGACUGUAAAGAAAAAACAAGCUAAGAAGGGUUACUAUUGCAAUCAUUGCUCUGAAACAUUCAAAACAUUGUGGUUGUAUCAGAAACAUCAGCGAGAGAAACGAAAGGUGGGUUGUAAAGAGUGCAAAGAAGACAUCAUAACCUUCAAAGAGUUAGUUGAACACGUUUAUGUGACUCAUACGGAAGUCUUCGAAAAAUACUUCAAGUACGGGCAAAGUAUGGCCGAAUUAGAGCACCUGAGUGCGCCCAAACAAUGCAAUUUGUGUGAUAUGAUUUACAAUGGUAAAUUAUUGCUAUCUCGUCACAAAGAGGUGUUCCACGAACUGGGUGAUUUCAGGUGCGACUUGUGUCGAAAGCCGUGCUUGACCUUUUAUGACCUCCUGAUUCAUAACUAUCAAAAACAUGACGUUGCUUUGGAGCACCUUCAACCCCAAACCCAUGGAUUAGAGGCGGUCUCUUUGCCUGAUGGAAAAAUCACGUACAAACGAGGCAGUUUUCCUUGUCAUCAUUGUGAUGCCACCUACGUGAGUGAUUCCGCUUGGAUCAGGCACAUGAGAGCCAAUCAUUCCUGGCAUCAUUACUUUGAGUGCAAGAUCUGUGAUGAGGCGUGCCAUUAUGCCGCCGAUUUUUCGACUCACAUGCUGACUUUCCACGCUGACCGACCGGAAAUCAAGUGUCCCACCAUAUGGUGCUCCCAUUUCUCAAAUUUGAAAGACGAUCCCGAGCAUUUCAACUCGCAUUUUAGAGAGUGCGAAAGGUUGAGAAGAAAUAACAAAGACUUUGUGGAACAAAAAGUGCUUCAGUGUCAUACUUGUGGGAAGAUAUAUGUCUGCAAGUUAGCCUUUGAUGCACAUGUCAAGCGGCAUCAGGGGAUCGAACAUUACAAAUGCAGCCAUUGUGAUUACGGGACAAACCAUAAAGCUGUCUUGGUGAACCAUGAGAAGGCGCAUCUUCGGGAAAAGGGACUUACUAAUGCCGACACCGGCCUGGUUCUGUACCAUUCAUGUGAUCAGUGUGAGAAGAAAUAUUCCACCAAGCGAGCAGUUCUUAACCAUGUGAAAUACUUCCAUGAAGGUAUUAAGAAAAUUUACCCAUGUAAGGAUUGUGAUCAGAUUUUGUCCUCUCAUACAUCUUUAUACAAUCAUAAGCGUAAAGUUCACGGAUUGGCCAACACUCAGGAUGAGAAGAGGCCAAAGCAGAAGAAAAAGAACAUGAAAAUAAUAUCCACGUCACGUUUAAAGAUUUGAUGAAUCAAAAAUCAUCCAUAAAUGGAUCGUGUUACGGUUACCACCCAAUGAUCAGGGAGAGUCACUCUGGGUCAAAAACGACAUGGAAGGAGAUACCUCUGAUCUUGUAGCUAGAAAGUCUUGGUGAAAAAAUCCCAUGUCCCAAAUCUCAUCUCCAUUCGCCAUCCUGCUCCGGAUUCGAUGACCAUCCAUUUAAAUACAAAUAGCAAAAUAAAUGUCAGAUUAUGGUUAGAGAAAGAUAUGACUGAAUUAAGUACAUACUUGUAAGGAAUAUGCAAUAAAAAAGCCAAAUCUA